UUAAUUAAAUUAUAAUAAUAUUUGUUUAAUAUAUAAAUUGUAAAUGAUACAAUACCUAACUUACUUUAAUUUGCUGUUAGGGUUCUCUGUGGGAGAGAUCAUAGAAAGGGCUAAUCGAAACAUUGUUCGUGGUGCUGGCCAACCAAGACUUGAUGGGGACAUUGCAAUUAAUGAUGAGAAUGGAAGGAAUGCUGAUCCCUGUACAUCUUCUUGGUGCAAGUGGUCCAAGUACAGUGAUGGACUGGUCUAUGUGCCCUACGUCAUUGCCAACCACUUCAGCUCUCGUGAGCUGCUGGUCAUUCAGCGAGGACUAGAUUCCUUUUCAGCUGUUACUUGCAUUCGUUUUGUUCCACGCUACAACGAGAGGGAUUACGUCAGCAUUGAGUCACAGAGCGGGUGCUGGUCCUAUGUUGGACGUCAAGGUAAUGGUCAGACAGUGUCUCUGGAUCGCAGUGGCUGUAUCUACCACAACACUGUACAACAUGAGCUUCUUCAUGCUUUGGGUUUUAACCAUGAACAGACGCGCAGUGACCGUGACAGCUACAUUCGUGUCGUCUGGGAGAAUAUCAUUGACAACAUGAAGUAUAACUUUGACAAGAUCAACACACUGAACCAGGGAACUCCCUAUGACUACAACUCCGUCAUGCAGUACCACAGGACUGCUUUUUCUAAAAAUGGUCUGCCCACCAUGGAGCCCAUCCCCUACAGCAAUGUAGCAGUCGGCCUGGCCACUGAAAUGAGCCAAAAUGACAUUAUUAGAAUCAACAGACUCUAUCAGUGCUGAAUGUGAGAACACUUAACACAUGUGUUCUGUGCUGUGAAAAUAUCCAAGGACAUAUGGGCUUCUAAAACCAAAAGGGAUCUUCGGUUUUUGUUUUACUUCAUGAUGUAUGAUUUUAACAAUUUAAAGCAAAAACGACAGAAAUAAACUAAUGCAUUAAUACCAAA
Molecule: messenger RNA, 948 nt
Organism: Clarias gariepinus (North African catfish)
Lineage: Eukaryota; Metazoa; Chordata; Actinopteri; Siluriformes; Clariidae
Product: high choriolytic enzyme 1-like
Exons: 7
Coding region: 44-784 (246 amino acids)
Biological process (GO): proteolysis
Molecular function (GO): zinc ion binding; metalloendopeptidase activity
Source: RefSeq, a predicted model, not a curated record